Messenger RNA from Mercenaria mercenaria, 2783 nucleotides. Its product is annotated as 26S proteasome non-ATPase regulatory subunit 3-like. Gene Ontology annotation, cellular component: proteasome complex; proteasome regulatory particle, lid subcomplex. Gene Ontology annotation, biological process: ubiquitin-dependent protein catabolic process; regulation of protein catabolic process. Gene Ontology annotation, molecular function: protein binding; enzyme regulator activity. The record is from RefSeq and is a predicted model, not a curated record. The transcript is spliced from 11 exons. NCBI's taxonomy places the organism in Eukaryota, Metazoa, Mollusca, Bivalvia, Venerida, Veneridae. Bases 116 to 1627 code for a protein of 503 amino acids.
GCAAAUCAUUCUGUGGGACCGGUAUGAAAAUACAGUGAAAUAUCGUAUUGAAUACUAUUUCUUAUUCGAAUGCUUCAUAUUCAGGCAGUGACUAUUUAAAAUAUUCUAAAAUAAAAUGGCUGUGGGAGGUACAGACGUCGAAAUGAAAGACGCUAGUCCGGUAAAGAGCGAAAAAACAAACGGAGUCGUUGAAGAAGAACCAGCAAAAGACCCAGAAUUAUUAACUUUGGAAGAUGUGAGAGAUUAUGUGAAGUAUAUAGAAAAGUCUGUAUCAACAAAAGAGCCACGAUUCAUGUCUAGAGUGGCCAGAGGUAUCAGUUCAGUACGUCACAGACUUAAUAAUAAUGUGUUACGGCGACUUCUUCAGGGAUACAUUCAGGCUCAGGCCCAAGCAGGAAUCCGAGAUGAUCUGCUAGCUUUUCUUGAUGAGCCAAUGGUGUCCAAUGGUAUAGGCCCUCAGUUUAGACCACGAUCGGGAAAACUUGCAAAUAGUCCACUUAUACCCGAGAUUGAAGUUUAUCUCCACCUACUAGUUCUGAUACAUCUAAUUGACCUUAAAAAAUAUGACAAGGCUGUGAUCUGUUCAGAAAAACUGAUGCAAAAAUUGGUACAUCAGAAUAGACGUACAUUAGAUAUACUUGCUGCAAGAUGUUAUUUCUACCAUUCAAGAGCUUAUGAACUGACUAAACAGCUAGAAAAAGUCAGAGGAUUUUUUCACACGAGAUUGCAGACGUCAGUUUUGAGGUCUGACUAUGAUGGGCAAGCCACACUUCUUAAUUUACUUCUCAGAAAUUACCUUCAACAUAACUUAAUAGAACAGGCCGACAAGCUCGUUACAAAGUCAACUUUCCCAGAACAUGCCUCAAACAAUGAGUGGGCAAGAUAUUUAUAUUACUUAGGUACAAUAAAAGCAGCACAGUUGGAAUAUUCCGAGGCACACAAACACUUGUUACAGGCGUUAAGAAAAGCACCACAGAAUGCAGCAGUCGGAUUCAAACAAACAGUUCAAAAGUUAGCUAUCACAGUGGAGUUGCUGUUAGGAGAUAUUCCAGACAGAUCCACCUUCAGAAUACCAUCAAUGAGAAAAACACUUGCCCCAUACUUCCAACUUACUCAAGCUGUAAGAACAGGUAAUCUCCCACGUUUCAACGAGGUUUUAUCACAGUACGGGUCCAAGUUUCAGAGUGAGGACACAUACACGUUGAUUAUACGAUUACGACACAAUGUGAUCAAGACUGGUGUGAGAAUGAUCAGUCUGUCCUACUCGAGGAUCUCCCUCAUGGAUAUUGCACAGAAACUGACUCUGGACAGCCCUGAAGAUGCUGAAUAUAUAGUUGCUAAGGCAAUUCGAGAUGGGGUUAUAGAGGCUACAAUUGACCAUGAGAAAGGUUAUGUCCAGUCAAGGGAGACAGUUGAUGUGUAUAAAACCAGGGAACCAAUGGCGGCCUUCCAUCAACGUAUAGCUUUCUGUCUCGAUAUCCAUAACAAUUCUGUUAAGGCAAUGCGAUUCCCACCAAAGUCGUAUAACAAGGAUCUUGAGUCAGCUGAAGAAAGGAGGGAAAGAGAACAGCAAGAAUUGGAAAGUGCUAAAGAAAUCGCUGAUGAAGAUUUUGAUGGAUUUCCUUAACAUAUAAUCGUAUUCUAAAAAUUUUGACUGCUUCAAUUUGAUAUAAGUUGGUGCAAUUACUGAUAUAUCUCUGCAGGCUAUAAGAUAACUUAUUUUGACAGAGUGUGAAACUUAAUUUAAAAAAAGGUGAAAAUCUGUUGUUGGUUUCAGACGUUCUGUUAUAAGGUGUAACAAUAUAGUUGAUAAAAGUUGGAUCAAGAUAAGAGUAUUAUAUGAAAAUGUUGACAUUAACCUUGUAAUAAGUCAAGAAAAUUAUUAACCCUUACCCUGCUAAAUUUCUAUAAUGAACUUGUCCAUCUUUCAAUGGCACCAUUAACUGUUAAAAGGGGUUCUUACCAAAGAGAUACUGACUGAAUGGCGAACAGUGCAGAUCUUGAUCAGACUGCACAGAUAUGCAGGCUGAUCAUGAUCUGUACUGGUCGCAAAGGCAGAAUCAGUCGUGUCCAGCAUAAGGGUUAAAAACCAAGAAUUACGUUCUUCUGAUAGGAGAUAGAGGUUUUUCAUAGUAAAUCCCAUUUCUCUGGAAGCAUUUUCAUUGGCAAUGUCUAGAUAACCCUUUUUUUUUCAGUGUGUCUGAAACUUUCAUAUCUGCUUUCUAGCUUUACUCACAAUCGGUGAUAUUGUUUAUAUCCAUGAGUCAGGAAAAUGAACAGCUUCCUAUCUCACAGCCAGUGGUUUUUACUUAGUUGACGUUGAAGCGAGUUUGAGUUUCAGAGUGAGCUAGUGUCGUUCUCUAGUAAAAAUCCUUGUAAGAAAGCACACGGUAAUGCUUGAUAUAUAUUGAAAAAAUACUGCAGUAUGAAAACCAGACUGAGUCUGGGAAGAUUUGUUAACAUUUAUUAAGGUGAAAUUCUGUUUUCUUAAUUGUCAAAUUGUGGAUACCAUGAUUUGUUUAAAAAAGGAAAUAACAGUGUAGCGUUUAUAAUCAAUAGCGUUACAUAGACUUUAAAUUUGAAAUACAUAUGUACACAAACACAUCCUUUACAGACAUGUCAUUAUAGUUGUAUUAAGAAGAUUGGUCUUUGAAUGCAUUUAUCUUGAGUAAGUUCUGUGUAUAUAUAAGUAUAGAUUUAUGCAUUGGAUAUGUCAGUGGAGAGAUUGACUCAAUUUGUAUUAUUGAUCUAAUAUUUGAAAUACAACUUGAAUAGUUACAGUU